Molecule: messenger RNA, 675 nt
Organism: Danio rerio (zebrafish)
Lineage: Eukaryota; Metazoa; Chordata; Actinopteri; Cypriniformes; Danionidae
Source: RefSeq, a predicted model, not a curated record
AUGUACGUGAUUUGUGUUUCAGUGAGUGAUCUGAGGAUUGUCCUGCUCGGGACGAGUUUUGAAGAAAACCACAGAGUUGUAAACUUAAUCUUAAAUAAAGAAGCAUUUGGAGAGAAAGCACCCUCAUCUAAUAUGGAGGAGUUCAGUGAAAGAGUAGAGGGCAGAAACAUCACAGUCAUCAGCACAUCUCACCUGCUCAACCUAGAUCUCAAACUACAAGAAAUCACAGAGGAAGCAUCAGGGCUGUCUUCUCCAGAACCUCAUGUGAUCAUACUGGUGCUGCAGCACAGGGAUUUCAGUAAAGAGCAAAGAGAUCGAUUACCUUCAGUGUUGAACUGCUUUGGUGAGAAGGCAAUGAAGCAAACAAUGAUCCUGACUACUGAUGAUGAGCCAGAUCAUGCUGAUCUGAGAUCUGCUCAAGAAAAUGAGUUAAUUCAGGAAAUAUCUACAGAAUGUGGAGGAGGACAUCUGCAGCUUCACAACACACAGCAUUCUCUAUUUAUUAAAAAAAUUGAGGAAAUGAUUUCUGAACAACAGAAUUCAACGUUGGACAGCAGAGCAGCAGAUUCUGAUGACAAACAGUUGGUAAAACUGGAAGGCCAUGAAUCAAGGAAAAGCGAAAGUGGCUCUCAGGAAUAUGACGUAAAGCCUUGGGAGCGCUCUCCUGCCAUCUGA